Messenger RNA from Brenthis ino (lesser marbled fritillary), 843 nucleotides. The record is from the annotation of a GenBank genome assembly. NCBI's taxonomy places the organism in Eukaryota, Metazoa, Arthropoda, Insecta, Lepidoptera, Nymphalidae.
AUGAGUUUAAGUAUUGAAGCUGAAACAAAAGUCGAUACAGAACCUUGUGUAGUUGCAUGGAGCAAUAAAUUGUUCGUUGGCGGUGAAAAUGGUGCAAUCCUUAGUUUUGAUGAUAAUCUCAAACCUGGACCAUCGUGGGAAGCCCACGGAGUGCAGUUGUUCGCGCUGGCAGCAAGCAAUGGAAAGGUUUAUUCGACAUCUAAUGACGGUGGCGUCAGAGUAUGGAGUUCCGAUGGUGAAAAAAUAACAGAAUUUCCUGCCUCUGAGGCGGACAUAGGCUCAGUGACGGUUUGCGACAAACAUGUGUAUGCUGGUGACGAAUUGGGAAAUAUAUGUGUGUAUCAAGACAAUGUGCUUAAAGCAAAAUAUAAUGUAUUAGAGGAAGUAAAAGACAUUGCCAUAAAUCCACCAUUCAUGUUUACCGCCCGUGACCUUUAUGUAACCGUUACAGAAGUUAAGCCUGAGCAAUCUAAAGAGCGUUUCAUAACACAGCAUGUUAUGGAAGGACGUUCACCGUUAAGAGUUUUUGGAUCAUACCUUGUAGUUACAGGAAGGGGGGGCAAUAGUAUUCAGCUUCAUGAGGCAUCACUAGAUACAAAAUUUAAAAAGUUACAUGAAGUUAAGGUAAGCGAUAUGAUCCUAACUAGUUUAUCAGUAAGUGACAAUGUCGCAUGGACUGGUGGCUGGGACGGUUAUAUACGGCGAUGGAAAAUUUCAGAAGAUAAACUGCAACCGGCUGGUGAAAUGAAUCUAGGUACCUGUAUCAAUGCUCUUAUUGCGCCUACAGGAAGUGGUGCUUAUGCAGUAUUAACAGGUGGAAGAAUUGUCAAAAUAAAAGCUACA